Messenger RNA from Quercus lobata, 1832 nucleotides. RefSeq names its product protein BONZAI 3-like. Gene Ontology annotation, biological process: cellular response to calcium ion. Gene Ontology annotation, cellular component: plasma membrane. The transcript is spliced from 15 exons. Gene Ontology annotation, molecular function: calcium-dependent phospholipid binding. Lineage: Eukaryota; Viridiplantae; Streptophyta; Magnoliopsida; Fagales; Fagaceae. The record is from RefSeq and is a predicted model, not a curated record. The coding region runs from base 13 to 1623 and encodes 536 amino acids.
UGUUUCAAUUCUAUGCUGCAGUUAUCUCUAUCAGCAUCUAAUUUGCUUGAUCGUGAUAUCACUUCAAAGAGUGAUCCCAUGGCUGUGGUGUAUGCAAAGAAAAUAGAUGGUAAACUAGAGGAGUUAGGUCGCACUGAGGUUGUACUGAAUAGUUUGAAUCCUGUAUGGAUAGAAAAAGUUAUAGUUGCAUUCCAGUUCGAGAUCGUGCAACCAUUGGUAUUUCAUGUGUAUGAUGUGGAUACAAAAUAUCAUAAUAUACCUGUGAAGAUGCUGAAAUUGAAGGAUCAAGAAUUUCUUGGAGAGGCCACUUGUGUUCUAUCAGAGGUAGUGACUAACCAAACUCGGAGUUUAACCCUAAAUCUCCAUAUAAAAAAUGGGCAUACGGGCUUGAGGAACUUUGGGGCACUCACUAUCCAUGCAGAGGAAACAGUUGCUUCGAGGAGUUGUGUUGAGAUGAUAGUCCAUUGUUCCCACUUGGAUAACAAGGACCUAUUCUCUAAAAGUGAUCCUUUUUUAAGAAUAUCUAGAAUCGUUGAGACCGGAGGUUCUGUUCCAAUAUUCAAGACUGAAGUGGUGAACAACAACUUGAAUCCAAUUUGGAAACCCCUAUGCCUGAGUAUACAGCAGUUUGGAAGUAAGGAUAACCCAUUAAUUAUUGAGUGCUUUGAUUUCAAUAGCAAUGGCAAUCAUGUGCUUAUUGGUAAGCUCCAAAAGUCAGUGGCAAACCUGGAAAAACUUCAUAAAGAAAGAAGUGGUGCAAAUCUCACCUUACCAUCUUCUCAUCGUGGUCAUGAUAAGGUUUUGAAGGGACAGCUGUUUGUGGAUCAAUUUUGUGAAAAGCAACAGUAUAGCUUUUUGGAUUACAUUUCUAGUGGAUUUGAGCUUAACUUUACGGUUGCUGUUGACUUUACAGCCUCAAAUGGAAAUCCUCGAAAUCCAGAUUCUUUACACUACAUUGAUCCAUCUGGUCAGUUGAAUUCUUAUCAACGGGCUAUAUUGGAGGUUGGGGAGGUCAUUCAGUUUUAUGAUUCUGAUAGGCAUUUUCCUGCUUGGGGCUUUGGAGGAAGAACAUGUGAUGGGACCACAUCGCAUUGUUUUAACUUGAAUGGAAGUGCAGGUGCCUUUGAGGUUGAAGGAGUUGAGGGCAUUAUGGCUGCUUAUUCAAGUGCUCUACAUAAUGUUGCUCUGGCAGGACCCACUUUAUUUGGCCAAGUGAUCAACAAAGCUGCACAAAUUGCUGGCCAGUCCAUCUCCUACAACAGCAACAAGUACUUUGUUCUGCUCAUUAUUACGGAUGGAGUCCUUACAGACCUACAAGAAACAAAAGACGCUCUGGUCAGGGCAUCUGAUCUUCCACUAUCAAUUCUCAUAGUAGGAGUGGGAGGUGCUGAUUUUACGCAAAUGGAGGUGCUUGAUGCUGACAAUGGAAGACGAUUAGAGAGCUCUACGAGUCGUGUGGCAACACGUGACAUUGUACAAUUUGUUCCAAUGCGAGAAGUACAUAUUGGACAGAUUUCUGUGGUUCAGGCUCUAUUGGAAGAGCUACCUGGACAGUUUUUGACAUACAUGCGGGGUAGAGAUAUCAAGCCACGCCCUCUUCAUGUAGCCCCAACGUCUGCUUGAGAACAUUUUCCAAGUCCACAAGAUGUACAAACAUGCUGAUUUUGCUCACAACAACUAAAAGUUUUAAAAGGUCUGAACCACUAAUAGGUCUACUUACCUGAAAGGAGCUUGUUAUUUUUUUUAGGCUUGAAGAUUGAACCACUAAUGGGUUGAUUUGCUCGUAAAGAUCUCUUUAUUUCAUCCUAAUAGAAAACAGUAUAGUUGUUUUU